This is a messenger RNA of Cloeon dipterum, 2270 nucleotides long. RefSeq names its product Translation factor waclaw (gene waw). Gene Ontology annotation, molecular function: GTP binding; mitochondrial ribosome binding; GTPase activity. Gene Ontology annotation, biological process: positive regulation of translation. The record is from RefSeq and is a predicted model, not a curated record. Gene Ontology annotation, cellular component: mitochondrion. The coding region runs from base 321 to 2264 and encodes 647 amino acids. NCBI's taxonomy places the organism in Eukaryota, Metazoa, Arthropoda, Insecta, Ephemeroptera, Baetidae. The transcript is spliced from 13 exons.
CCACGGAAACGAUAUUUUGUUUAAUAGUUUCGCCGAAUAGUUUAUUUUUACCCAGUUUUCCUUUCUCUAACUCCUUUUGCACCAGCUGUGUUUAUAAACACCGCGAAGUUUAAAGGACAGCCUGCUUGUGAAUGAUUAAUCGGGUUCAUCGUAAUUCACACUUUAAUUAACCGAUUUUGGUGUUGAAUGACUAGAAGGAGAAAAUAGGCAAUUCCCGGAUAUAAAUCAUAAAUCUACAUAGUUUCAAUAUUGGGCGAGCAUGGCCACAUAUACGUCUAUUUUGAAAAAUAAGUCAGGAAGGUCUUAAGAAGACCACAAAAAUGUAUUUAGCUCAGAGAGCGUCAAUCUUCAAGCUGUGCAAAAUUCUGCAAAAGCACUGCCUGAGAAGGAGGCAAAAAUUAAUAUGCAGGACAUUCAGCAAAAGCUUUGACGAAGCCACCUUUUUGCGCACUCCUAUCGAAGACAUUCGAAAUUUCAGCAUUGUGGCCCACGUAGAUCAUGGGAAAUCCACUCUAGCUGACAGAAUUCUUGAAAUGACUGGUGCAAUUUUACCAAACUCAGGAGCCCAGGUUCUGGACAAAUUGCAAGUUGAGCGUGAGCGAGGUAUCACAGUAAAAGCGCAAAGUGCAAGUUUAGAGUACACCAGUGAAAGAUUUCCCAAGAAAAAGUUUAUGUUGAAUCUCAUUGACACACCGGGUCACGUAGAUUUUUCCUAUGAGGUCGCGCGUUCCUUGAGUGCAUGCCAGGGAGUUGUUUUAUUAGUUGACGCCAAUCAGGGGGUGCAGGCACAAACCGUUGCAAACUACGAUCUGGCAAUGAAGCAAGGUUUACAAAUAAUCCCAGUGUUGAACAAAAUUGACCUGAAGAACGCCAACCCUGAAAUGGUGGCUGAGCAAAUGCACGCAGCUUUUAAUUUGCCAAAGAGCGAAAUUCUCAGGAUUUCAGCAAAAACUGGCCAAGGCGUGCCUGAACUGAUGGACGCUAUAAUCAACAGGGUGCCAAGUCCAAAAGCCAGCCGUGACCAUCAAUUUAGGGGACUCAUUUUCGAUAGCUGGUACGACCGGUACAAAGGCGCCAUUGUGCUAAUAUACGUGGCUGAUGGCAGUGUCAAAGCCGGUGACCUGAUAUCCUCGUCGCACACGGGCCUCUCCUAUGAAGUCAAGCAAGUUGGAAUUCUGCGCCCUGAGGAGCAGCCAGUUUCAGCUUUGAAAGCAGGGAUGGUUGGCUACGUUUUGUGCAAUAUGAAAAGCAUCAAAGACGCUUUUAUUGGGGACACCCUGAUGUUGAAAGGGUCCAAUGCCGCUCCUUUGCCAGGCUUCCGGCCAAUCAAACCAAUGGUCUUUGCUGGAGUUUAUCCCAUGGACCAGUCACAACACCAAAAUCUGAAAAGUGCCAUUGAAAAGCUCACCCUAAACGAUCCUAGUGUGUCCCUGGUAGUGUGUUCAAGUCCAGCUCUAGGCCAUGGAUGGCGGCUUGGCUUCCUGGGCUUGCUGCAUUUGGACGUCUUUUCUCAGCGACUUGAGCAGGAGUAUGGCGCCCUUGCUGUUCUUUCCGCUCCCUCAGUCACUUUUAAAGCUAAAAUCAAGGGGGACAAAUUUAUAAAAAAAUAUGGCCACGAAGUUGAGUUCAACAACCCCAGCAUGUUUCCUUCUUCUGACAUUGUAGAGGAAUAUUAUGAACCAGUUGUACUAGGAACAGUCAUCACACCAGUUGAUUACUUGGGGCCUGUGAUGUCUCUAUGCAUGGAAAAGCGGGGCCGGCAGCUAAGCUCACGAAAUCUGGACCAGUACCGUGUGGUGCUGCAGUUCAUUUUGCCAUUGGCUGAAAUUGUGAUCGAUUUUCAUGACCGACUCAAGUCGAUCUCGUCUGGCUUUGCGUCGUUUGACUACGAAGACAACGGCUUCGAACCUGCUAGCCUGGUUAAACUUGACAUCAUGUUGAAUGGCGUGGUGGUGGAAGAACUCAGCAGCGUGGCACACUACAAAAGGGCCCAACAAUUUGGCAGGAGCUUGUGCAACAAACUUGUUGAGCUGAUUCCUCGUCAGCAAUACCUGGUUGCCAUUCAGGCUGCAGUGGGGAGCAAGAUACUGGCAAGGGAAAAUCUGAAGGCGUACAGAAAAGAUGUUACAGCAAAAUUGUAUGGUGGAGAUGUGACCAGACGCAAAAAACUUCUGGCCAGGCAGGCUGAAGGUAAGAAGAAACUGCGUUUAGCAGGAAAUGUUGAAGUGCCCAGGGACACAUUUAUAAAAGCACUGAAGUUUUGAGCAAAA